AGGAGGGGCAGGCGCAGAUUGGUUUCGAGUUGGCCCAGUCAGCGUUCCGUCGAGUCCUAUCAUGCCAUCGCCGAUCGUCGCCGCCACGUCGUCGGGCCUCCCCGAGCCCUUCGUCAACGGAAGCAUCACGUACCUCGUCCUCACGCUCAUCGCGAUGGCCAUCGGCAUCUUCGCCCGCGUCUCGGGCAAGGUCGACAAGGAGAACGCGUCCAUCUUUGUCCUCUUCUCGGGCAUGACGGGCGUCUGCCUAUGGAUGUUCUGGGCCUGCUGCUGGAUGCACCAAUGGCACGUGCUCAUCUACCCCACGUACAUCAACGAGUAGGCGCGCCAGCGCUCCCAGCCAUGCUUUCGCCAAGCGCUCUCCUCUUACGCUGUCUUCCGAAGCUACGCCCCAUGAAUAAACUAUGCCCCUUGCACGACGUCCUA
This is a messenger RNA of Saprolegnia parasitica CBS 223.65, 426 nucleotides long. RefSeq lists its product as hypothetical. Gene Ontology annotation, molecular function: proton-transporting ATPase activity, rotational mechanism. The transcript is spliced from 3 exons. The coding region runs from base 62 to 322 and encodes 86 amino acids. Gene Ontology annotation, biological process: proton transmembrane transport. Gene Ontology annotation, cellular component: proton-transporting V-type ATPase, V0 domain. The record is from RefSeq and is a predicted model, not a curated record. NCBI's taxonomy places the organism in Eukaryota, Oomycota, Saprolegniomycetes, Saprolegniales, Saprolegniaceae.